GCUGAACUUAACUGGGUUACAUUCAGAGCAAAAACAACUGCAUUACCGACGUUAAAUCGCCAAAAAUUGCCGUUUAUUAUUUUUUAGAAUUUGUGCAAUAAUCAUGAUCCAUUCUCCUUAGGACGGUGUCUAUUCGCAAGGUAUGUCCUCCGGCAAAAAUAUCUGGCAGGCUGCGGCCACCGGCGAUCCUGUCGCUCUGCAACAGUGCCUUCAGCGUAAGUCUAACAAAAACAAGACGAUUAAAGUAGGCACCUUCCGGGAUAAUCACAAUUGGACUUUGCUGCAUCAUGCAGUGGCCAGCAGAAGCGAAGAGUGUGUAGAGCUGUUGAUAUCGCGAACAGAUAUUGACGUGACGGCACGUUGCUAUGAGGGCCGAACUGCGUUGUUUCUAGCUUGUCUGAAAGAUGUACCGACCGAAAUUGUGGAGCUGCUUCUUGCCAAGAAUUCAGCGCUCGUCAACGUAGCUAACAACGAGAACGUGACGCCCCUGCAUGUGGCUGUGGAACGUUGUAAUGUACCUCUAGUGGAACUGUUAGUGGCCAACGGAGCGAAUGUAAAUGCUACGGAUUUCGCCGGCGAAACACCAUUGCAUUCGGCUGUAGAAUUUGGUAGUGUAGAAAUUUUGAUUUAUCUACUUUACAUAGCUCGAGCGGAUGCCUCUGUUCGCUCAGAGAACGAUGUCGACACAUUGAGUUUGUUGGCUGCUCGAGGGAACUACGACAUGAAAACCAAAGUGGCUUGUUUCAAGAUACUUUUCAAUCACGUUAACAUCAAACAGCAGUACCAACAGAAAUAUUUACUAGAAGAUAUUUAUGCAAUAGCGCUUCUUAGCUAUCGGUCUACAUCGCUAAUUCCAUAUUUCGUUGAAACUGCAUUAUUGUGGGAGAAGAACCCCAGUAAGUGCCGGCUAGCUAGAGAGUUACUUGAAGGACCAAAUGAUCAGUAUUUGACAAGCAGAUUUAGUGAUCGGGUUAAUCGCAAUCUGUACCACUUUCUUGCCCUACUGCUUGCAGAUGACGAGGGCAUUCGACGACUGCAGGAUGAUUUCAUGAAUUACGAAGUCAUAUACAGCCACUCAUUAAUACAGAACGAGCUGGUAGCUUUGAGCGUAGCUGCGAUUCGUGAGAAUGACAACGAGAAAAAACUACGCAUGCUGCUGGAAUAUCUCGACUUUGUAAAACAUCUUGCGUACUUCUUCUCGGAUCACUUAGCCGAGACCAUGGAUAUGAUAAAAAAUGCCCUAAUAAUUGAUGAAACGGAUCAGAAUGAAAUUAUGAGCACGACUGAACUUAUGCGAUACAAAACGAUCGCGAAUAAAAUAAUCGACAUCACGUCGAUUGAAGCGGAUUCCGUUCUACUAAGGAUGACGUCAUCCUCGACUGAUUUAGAUUCGCAGUGGAAGUUCUUCGAGCCAAUCAUCAGUUUCUGUACUGAUGUGUUUAUGAACGAACGGUGGCUCACGCCUGCUAAUCUGGAGAAAACCAUGUACUCGAAGCUUCUCCUCAAAUACGGAACACUGGCGAUAGUGCAAAAUUGCGAAGGAUUCAAGUUUGAACAAUUUUCUCUCCUUAGACAGUCCAGGGACACGGUGCGAAAAGCGGUAUGGCACUCAAUUGAUGAAGAUGAACGAAAAAGAGAUCUUAUUUUCGUGCGACGACUGGAGGAUUUGGAAAUUCCAAGGAAUUUAAUCCGUUAUUUGAGAUACACGUAGAUUAGAGUACUUCCUAUACUGGCUAGCAUGGCAAAUCAGCCCCAUGUGGAUAGGAAAUCCUAUAGAACAUAGGAUAAUUAUUAUAAGCAGUGUAGGGCAUACUAUUAUAUAGUUUUAAAGUAAGAAAUAAUGCACAUGUA
Messenger RNA from Topomyia yanbarensis, 1851 nucleotides. RefSeq lists its product as uncharacterized. Gene Ontology annotation, cellular component: synapse; axon initial segment; membrane. The coding region runs from base 143 to 1711 and encodes 522 amino acids. Gene Ontology annotation, biological process: neuronal action potential; negative regulation of delayed rectifier potassium channel activity. NCBI's taxonomy places the organism in Eukaryota, Metazoa, Arthropoda, Insecta, Diptera, Culicidae. The transcript is spliced from 3 exons. The record is from RefSeq and is a predicted model, not a curated record. Gene Ontology annotation, molecular function: transmembrane transporter binding.